AUGGCGGCGGAGUCCGAGGAGCAGCAUGACGCGACCGUGCAGGGCCGCGUGACGGGCAUCAUCUACCCGCCGCCGGACAUCCGCGCGGUGGUGGACAAGACGGCGCAGUUCGUGGCCAACAAUGGGCGCGCGUUCGAGAGCCGCAUCGUGGGCGAGCGCAUGUCGGCCAAGUUCUCGUUCCUGCGCGAGUCGGACCCGUACCACGCCUACUACGAGCACAAGGUGAGCGAGUUCAUCGCCAAGAAGAACGAGCCGCCGCCGGCCCCGGAGGAGCCGCAGCAGCAGCAACAGGAACAUGCGGCAGAGCAGCAGACACAGCAGCAGCCGGAACAGGACAAGACGCAGGAGGUCGUCAAGGCGGCGGAGUCCUCGGGCGACGUGGUCGUGGAGAAGAAGGCGGUACAAGAUGUUACGGCCCAAGUGGCCAAAAAGAUCAAGGAGAAGGAGCUGGAGCCGCCGCCCGAGGAGAAGUUCAUUAUCAAGCACCCGUCGCUCAGCGCGCUGGACCAGGAGAUCAUGUACCUCACGGCGCAGUACACGGCGCUGAGCGGCAGCUCCUUCCUGUCGGGACUUGCCACCCGCGAGCAGCGAAACCCGCAGUUCGACUUCUUGAAGCCUACGCACCCGCUGUUCGCCUACUUCACGGCGCUAGUGGAGAGCUACACGCUGGUGCUGGCCAAGCAGGACGCGCAGAUGAAGCGGAUAGAGGAAGGGAUGGAGCGCAUGAAGGUGUUGGACCGAUGUGUCCAUCGGAUGGAGUGGCAGCGUACCGAGCAGGAACGCAAGGACAAGGAGGCAGCGGAAAGCGAUGCCGAGCGGCGUGCGCUUGCACAGAUCGAUUGGCAUGACUUCGUUGUAGUAGAGACUAUUACUUUCGACGGCGAUGACGAUUUGGGAGCCGCUGCUGCCGCAGGUGACGGAGAAGCAAAGGGAUCGGAUGACGAGGAUAUGGAUAUGGAGGAGGACGAUGAUGAUGAGCCCAAGCCAGGUAUCAAAGUGGUGGAAAAUUAUGUACCGCAGGCCACAGCAAUGACGGCGCAGCAGCCACUGCUGAGUGUGGAUGGUAAGACGCUUUCGUCCGCCGAGGCCAACGAACACAUGCGCAUCUUGUUGAUGAACCCGAAGUGGCGCGAGGAAACUCAGCGGCACUUGGAGAAGCAGAAAGAGAGCUCAUACGCUGCAGGAUCGGCCAUCGCAGACUCGUUGAGGAGAUUUGCUACGAAGCGUGCGGAUAUCUUCGCAUCAUCCGCUGAGGAAGAAGCGCGGCUGCUGCAAGCGACGACAGCGCCGACGGCUGCAGAGCAGCAGCAACGACAGCAACAACAACAGCAUCAAGAGCCUCGCGAGGACGAUAUGGAGGAGGAUUCAGAUGAGGAAGAGAAAAAAUCCGCUCCUGCGGAGGAAGCUCCAAGUCAGCCUGGGUUUUCUGAAGCUGGACAACUACCACCAGGAGCUCCGAUGGCCCAACCUCCACCAGGAAUGUCCGCCCCCAUGGUCUCCGUUCCUAUGAUGGGGGCUCCUGGAAUGGGCGCAGGUUCUGGGCCACCAAGCAUGAUGCCCCCGCACAUGCAGGUGGCACCAGGAAUGAGCAGUGGUCCUCCCGGUAUCGGUGCUGGUCCUCCGGGUGUUUCAGGACCUCCGGGCGAAGACCUUGAGCCAGCAGCAAAGCGACAACGUACAGGCGGUUCGUCUUUGCUUCCAGAGAAUGAGUUUGCCAUCCGGCAUCCGGGAGCUGUGCGGUUGGUUGUGAAGGUUCCGAACGAUCCUGACAAUGCCCAGUGGAAGCUGGAGGGGCAGACAUUGAAUGUGGAGGUGGAUGUAAAGGACAACAUGCGGACACUCAAACAGAAACUCAUGGUAAGCUUUUUGGCUGUGCUGCAAUGUUCACCUCCACUAACGAUGCUCUCUAUUUUACAGGCUGAUCUGCAGAACAUGCCGGUAAACAAGCAGCAGCUCAAGUUCUCGAUGGGUUUCGUCAAGGACACGCUUACGUGCGCUCACUACAACUUUGUGAACGGCACAGUGUUGGAGUUGAGCGUUCGCCAACGUGGUGGCAGGCGGUAG
This is a messenger RNA of Phytophthora sojae, 2064 nucleotides long. RefSeq lists its product as hypothetical. The transcript is spliced from 4 exons. Gene Ontology annotation, cellular component: U2-type prespliceosome; catalytic step 2 spliceosome; U2 snRNP. Gene Ontology annotation, molecular function: protein binding; RNA binding. NCBI's taxonomy places the organism in Eukaryota, Oomycota, Peronosporomycetes, Peronosporales, Peronosporaceae. Bases 1 to 2064 code for a protein of 687 amino acids. The record is from RefSeq and is a predicted model, not a curated record. Gene Ontology annotation, biological process: mRNA cis splicing, via spliceosome; regulation of alternative mRNA splicing, via spliceosome.